Molecule: messenger RNA, 3145 nt
Organism: Oryzias melastigma (Indian medaka)
Lineage: Eukaryota; Metazoa; Chordata; Actinopteri; Beloniformes; Adrianichthyidae
Gene: azin1b
Product: antizyme inhibitor 1b
Exons: 11
Coding region: 459-1766 (435 amino acids)
Biological process (GO): positive regulation of polyamine transmembrane transport; negative regulation of protein catabolic process
Cellular component (GO): cytoplasm
Molecular function (GO): ornithine decarboxylase activator activity; ornithine decarboxylase activity
Source: RefSeq, a predicted model, not a curated record
UUGAUUGCCUUACUUCCCUUGCACUCGUCGUCCCUCUCAGUAGUUCUCCACCCACCAGCCGACAUAGAAGGCACCACACGAGCGCCGCGCGUUCUCCGUCCAAACAUAUGGCAAAAAGGGCCGCCUUUCUUUCUUUCACCGGUGUUCCCACUACUCUUUAAAAAUUCCGCCGAAAAAGAGAAGACGAUUUUCCAAAACCUUUCGGCCGUUAUCUCACGGCUCCCCUGUCUCUGCACCGGUGUAUGAGCGCUACCCGGAGGGCCUAGGGGCGGCUCUUUACCGGGAGCAGUUUGACUUUAACGCUGAGCCUCCUUGGGAUCCUAGCUGAUAGCGGGACAGGUCCAUCUCCUGACUUGUCCAUUUUGUUGCAUACCGGUAGGACCCAGUUGGCUCAGUCGUGACCCCUUGACUUGUUUAUCUGUUUUUAUGAUCACCGGCUUCGUGGAAUACUGUUAAAGAUGAAAGGAUUUGCUGACAAGCCCAACUACAUCAUUGAACUCCUUGAAGGGAGUGUCACCCUGGAAGACGUCAUCGACGGACACAUCUGUGAACAGACUGUGAUGGAGAAGAGUGCGUUUGUUGUGGGGGACCUCGGUGCUCUGAUGCAGCAGCACGCAUGCUGGCAGAGUGUGGUGCCACAGGUGCUGCCAUACUACCCGGUCAAGUGCAACAGCAGCCCUGUUGUCAUUGAAGUUUUGGCUUCCUUGGGGCUGGGCUUCGUUUGUGCCAACAAGGCUGAAGUUAGCCUGGUCCUGGAACAUGGCGUGCCUCCAGAAAACAUCAUUCUGUCGAGUGGAUUCAAGCAGCUGGCACACAUCAAGUACGCUGCCAAGAACAACAUCCAGCAUCUUGUGUGUGAAAACGAGGCAGAGCUGUCCAAAAUCGCCCGUCUGCACCCCAAUGCAAAAUUGCUGCUGCAGUUGACCACUGAGGCUCAGGCAGCUGAGAACAGCAUGGCAUUUGGCUUCUCUCUGAAGAACUGUCGGCACCUGCUGGAGAAGGCCAAGGAUCUGGGCAUCGAUGUGGUUGGAGCAUCGUUCCACAUCCCAAGCUCUUGCGAAGACCUCCAACAGGCGUACACUCAUGCUCUGUCCGACGCUCGCUGUGUGUUUGACAUGGGGUUGGAUCUCGGCUUCAAUAUGAACAUCCUAGACAUUGGUGGAGGAUUUACUGGCUCAGAGUUUCAGCUCAAACAGGUUGAGUCUGCAAUCAGGACCCUGCUGGAUGCCUAUUUUCCCCAGCUUUCCGGCGUGCAAGUGUUGGCCCAACCUGGCAGCUUCUACGUGGCGUCGGCUUUCAGCCUUGCAGUAAACAUAAUUGGCAAAAAGAUAAAGACCCAGAGCUGGAACUGCUUAUCUCAAGGCGAGAAGAGAGAGGAUACAGAGUUCCUGUACUACAUGAACGAAGGCGUUUAUGGCCCAUUCAGCCAUAAGUUGCUUGGAAACACCAUUGCUGCCCCUUCACUGCACAAGCAUGAUCUCUGUGCUGAGGAGGCCGUGUAUCCCAGCAGCCUGUGGGGUCCAUCUCUGGACCAGCUGGACCAGGUGGUGGACCACUGCCUGUUGCCGGAGCUCAGUGUGGGAGACUGGCUCAUCUUCUCCAACAUGGGGACCUGUGGCCUGGAGGACCUCAGCUGUCUUUCCAGCUCCAUCGAUUUCCCAGUCUACUACAUUAUCUCCACCUCUGACUGGUACAAAAUGGAAGAAGCUGGCGUGGCUCUGAACAAUCCUAUUAAGAACUUCUCAAUGCUCCAGUACAGUGCAUAACUAGCACACAGAUUGCACAGAUCUUCCUUACCUCAACCGUCACCGUGUGAGCAGAGGGGUCAGCGUCGCGUUUGAAACAAGGGGCUAAAUAGGGUCAACAUUCCAGCCACCUUGAAAGCUGCAGUAUUUAAAAUAAAAUUCCCCUCCCUGUUUUCUAGGAUUUCAAUUAUUUAAUUCUUCUUACCUCCAUAAAUGGAAAACUGUUGUUUUGACACUUCAGUUAUCGGGAAGUUACCAUCAUAGAAAGACUCGGUCAAAGGAACUCUAGUCCAAAUUCAAAUUGUAUUAUGCAACAAAAUGGAUGACUCUUUGGGGAUGGGACCCCAACAGGUUCUGAACGUUUUUUUUUUUUUUUUUUUUUUUCUUAAAUCGACCUAAAAUGUUUGAUUAUUUUAGUAAAAUCAGAGAUCUUUGUUAGUUACCUGUUGUUUAAAAUCUGUCUGUUCAACAAUAGUAUAAUGUCUGUUUUUUUUGUUUGUUUUUUUUGGGCGGGAGCCUUCAAAGUCACUUCUCAGUGUGGAUUCUGUACUACAUGCCUUUUGUUUUUUGCAUAAUUUGGAAGAAAUGACAAGAUCUGCUUUAAUAUAUAUCACCUUAACACAUGUUUAUUUAUUGGAUUGAGAUUACUGUGGCAUAUUUAAAGUUCCAUCUUUAAGAGUGAUAUUCUGUGGCCCUUUUAUCAUUGUUUUUUGAUUUUUAAAAGCUUUUUUUUUGUUUGUUUUUCCUGGUAACGCUACAAUAUUAUUUGUGCUGUGAUAACCAUUUGUAAUCUUCGAAAGACUAAAUGAACUUUAGUGGAGCGUUUUCUCUUUUGGUUCAGAGUUCCAGGACAUGGAAGCAGCAAAUCAUUUGCACUUCUGGUCUGGACAGGAGUGAUGGGGUUGAAAAUGCACAACUUUUUUUUGUAGGGUUAAGCGGAACGGUUCUAUUGGACAUAGCAAGACUUGGAUCCUCAUUCUGAGCAACCUGUUGCUCGGUCAGAGGGUCGUCUUUUAUUUUGAAUCAGAAAAAGCUGUAAAUUUAAACAUAAGCAAAUAAAAAUGGCAGACCUGAAAAGACAGACUUCAAUAGAAAAACAUGUUGCGCAGGUCUCUGAGAUAUUUCUAAUAAAAAAUAACAUGCUUUUAUCCCUAGCUCUGUAAAAUUAUGAAGGGCUUAAAGCACAUUCGUGUAUAAAUUUCUGUUAAAAAAAGAAAAAAAAAACAAGAGGUUGACCUGACUUGUUGGCAGUUUGAGAGUAUCCAGCCCUCGUGUUUUACAAGUGACUAAUGUAAUUACUUGUCUAAGGCACUAAUGGACCAUAGCCUGUUUUCGACUGUAAAUUGUGCUUGUUAAAGUAAUGAAAAGUGAUUAAUUUAAUACAUUUCUGACUGAAAUAA